AUGCAUGCAUGUGGACAUGAUGCUCACACAGCAAUGCUUCUAGGAGCUGCCAAGCUACUUCAGUCCCGCAAGGAAGACCUAAAGGGCACCGUGAAGCUUGUUUUCCAGCCAGCAGAGGAGGGCAGCGGCGGCGCCUACUACGUUCUGGAAGAAGGCGUUCUCGACGACGCGUCGGCGAUUUUCGGCCUGCACGUCGAUCCAGCUCUGCCGGUGGGUGUAGUUUCGUCCAGGCCAGGGCCAUUUGCCGCGACCUCGGGUCGAUUCCUGGCGACGGUCACAGGAAAAGGUGGGCACGCCGCUGGCCCCCAUGACGCCAUUGAUCCCGUUGUAGCAGCAUCGUCCGCCGUCCUAAGCAUCCAGCAGAUCGUCUCUCGGGAGAUCGAUCCCCUCCAGGGUGCAGUAUGUGAUCUGUGGUUUCCAUCACCUUUGUGA
Messenger RNA from Triticum turgidum subsp. durum (durum wheat), 432 nucleotides. The record is from the annotation of a GenBank genome assembly. Lineage: Eukaryota; Viridiplantae; Streptophyta; Magnoliopsida; Poales; Poaceae.